Messenger RNA from Thrips palmi, 7976 nucleotides. Its product is annotated as fatty acid synthase-like. The transcript is spliced from 20 exons. Lineage: Eukaryota; Metazoa; Arthropoda; Insecta; Thysanoptera; Thripidae. Gene Ontology annotation, biological process: fatty acid biosynthetic process. The coding region runs from base 210 to 7451 and encodes 2413 amino acids. Gene Ontology annotation, molecular function: 3-oxoacyl-[acyl-carrier-protein] synthase activity; fatty acid synthase activity; phosphopantetheine binding. The record is from RefSeq and is a predicted model, not a curated record.
GAUGGGUCGGCCGCAGUGCCGCAGUGGCGAACCGCGUGGAAGUGAGACAAGAGGCCCUGCCCGCUUCCACCAACAGCCACUAGCCACCAGCACCACCAGCACCACCAGCACCACCGCCCCGUCAAGGAGUCCGUCCCGUCCCCGCAACAAGCAACCCCCGCAACCAGACUUACCCCAUCUGCCACUCGAGCUGCUUGGACCGCUACACGAUGGCGCCGCCGGCCUGUGAGCCUCUGCCCAAAGACGGCAUCCCCGCCGCCAUCCGCAAUGGCAUGCGGCUCGCCAGGCCCGCCCCCGGCGAGGAGGUGGUCAUCGCCGGCCUGGCGGGCAUGCUCCCCGACUCGGACAACGUGUACGAGUUCCGGGACAAACUGUACAACAAGGUGGACUUGGUGUCGGACGACGACCGCCGCUGGAAACUCGACCACCCCGAGAUCCCCCAGCGUACCGGCAAGAUCAACAAUGUCGGCAAGUUCGACGCCGCCUUCUUCGGCAUCCACUACAAGCAGGCCCACGCCAUGGACCCCAUGUGCCGGCUGCUGCUGGAGAAGUCGUACGAGGCCAUUGUGGACGCGGGCCUGAACCCCCAGAGCCUGUACGGCACCAAGACGGGCGUGUUCAUCGGGGCGUGCUUCUCCGAGUCGGAGAAGACCUGGUUCUACGAGAAGCUGGAGGUGAACGGUUUCGGCAUAACGGGAUGCUCGCGCGCCAUGCUGGCCAACCGCAUCUCGUACUGGCUGGGCGUCAACGGCCCCAGCUACACCGUGGACUCGGCCUGCUCGUCCUCGCUGUACGCCCUGGAGCACGCCUACAAGUCCAUCCGCGACGGCCACUGCGACGCGGCCAUCGUCGGCGGCUGCAACUUGUGCCUGCACCCUUACGUGUCCCUGCAGUUCUCCCGUCUCGGAGUCCUGUCCCGCGACGGCACCUGCAAGUCCUUCGACGAGAACGCUAACGGCUACUGCCGCUCCGAGGCAAUCGUCGUCAUUUUCCUGCAGAAGUCCAAGGACGCCAAACGCGUCUACGCCAACCUAGUGCACGCCAAGACGAACUGCGACGGCUACAAGGAGCAGGGCAUCACGUACCCCUCCGGCCAGAUGCAGCAGCGGCUGCUGGAGGAGUUCUACCAGGAGUGCGGCGUCGACCCCCGCACGCUGGGCUUCGUGGAGGCCCACGGCACGGGCACCAAGGUCGGCGACCCCGAGGAGCUGGCCGCCCUCGACACAGUGUUCUGCACGGGCCGCAAGGACCCGCUGUGGAUCGGCUCCAUCAAGUCGUCCAUCGGCCACUCGGAGCCCGCGUCCGGCCUGUGCUCCGUCACCAAGUGCAUCAUCUGCAUGGAGACCGGCAAGCUGGUGCCCAACAUCCACUUCCACAACCCGCGCAAGGGCGUCAAGGGCUUCGAGGAGAACCGCAUGCGCGUGGUGACCGACGCGACGCCCUGGCCCGGCGGCCUCAUCGGCAUCAACUCGUUCGGCUUCGGCGGCGCCAACUGCCACGUGCUCAUCAAGUCCAACACCAAGGAGAAGGUGAACGGCGGCCAGCCCAAGGACGGCAUCCCCCGCGUGGUGGCCGUGUCGGGCCGCACCCACGAGGCCAUCGAGACCAUCCUCAACGACGCCGAGUCACGCCCCGUGGACGCCGAGUUCGUCCGCCUGCUGCACGACAUCCACGCCGAGGAGAUCCCCGGCCACCUCUACCGCGGCUACACCGUGCUCGGCGCCGAGGAGAAGUACCGCGACAUCCAGUUCUUCCCCGGUGAGCCCCGGCCGGUGUGGUUCGUGUUCUCCGGCAUGGGCUCGCAGUGGCCCGCCAUGGCCGCGUCGCUGAUGCAGCUGCCCGUGUUCGCCGCGGCCGUGGAGCGCUGCCACCAGACCCUGCAGCCCAAGGGCGUGGACGUCAUCAAGAUCCUGUCCUCCCGCGACGCGCACACGUUCGACAACAUCCUCAACUCGUUCGUGGGCAUCGCGGCGGUGCAGAUCGGCCUGGUGGACGUGCUGCGCUGCGUGGCCAUCGAGCCCGACCGCAUCAUCGGCCACUCGGUGGGCGAGCUGGCGUGCGCCUACGCCGACGGCUCCUUCACGGCCGAGCAGACCAUCCUGGCCGCCUACUACCGCGGCCUGGCGUCCCUGGAGACGGACUUCCAGCGCGGCGCCAUGGCCGCCGUGGCGCUCGGCUACCAGGACAUCAAGCCCCUGUGCCCGCCCGACGUCGAGGUGGCCUGCCACAACUCGGCCGACUCGUGCACCGUGUCCGGCCCCGCCGAGGUGGUGCGCACCUUCAUCGCGGACCUCGCCAAGAAGGGCGUGCUGGCCAAGGAGGUCAACUGCUCCAACAUCGCGUACCACUCGCGCUUCGUGGCCAAGGCCCUGCCCCGGCUGCGCAAGUACCUCGACCAGGUGAUCCCCUCGCCCGCGCCGCGCUCGCAGCGCUGGCUGUCCACGUCGGUGCCCGAGAAGGACUGGAACUCGCCCGCCGCGCGCCUCAGCUCGGCCGAGUACCACAGCAACUCCCUCGUGAACCCCGUGCUCUUCGAGGAGGUGCUGCGCCACGUCCCCGAGGACGCGCUGCUCAUCGAGAUCGCGCCAGCGCCCAUCCUGCUGGACGUGCUGCGCCGCGCCAUGCCCGAGGACGCCGUCGUCCUGCCCCUCACCCAGCGCGACAGCCCCGACGCCACCUCCAACCUGCUCGCCGCGCUCGGAAAGACCUUCAUCGCCGGCUGCCAGCCCAAGCUGCACAAGCUGUACCCCGACGUCGAGUUCCCCGUGAGCCGCGGCACCCCCAUGAUCUCGCCGCUGGUGCGCUGGGAGCACAGCGAGGACUGGUACGUCACCUCGUACCGCAUGCAGGAGAAGAUCAAGUCCGGGGAGCGUACCGUCAUCAUCAACGUCAACGACGAGGAGCAGGAGUACUACACCGGCCACGUCAUCGACGGCAGGAACCUCUUCCCCGCCACCGGCUACUUGGACCUGGUGUGGGAGACGGUGGGGCUGAUGCGAGGAGAAAUCUACACCGACAUGAACAUCGUGUUCGAGGACGUGAGGUUCCACCGCGCCACCAACAUCAGCAAGGACGGCAACAUCGAGUUCAUCGUGAUGGUGCAGAAGGCCUCCGGCAACUUCGAGGUGGUGGAGGGCGGCGCCGCCAUCGUGACGGGCCGCGUGUACGUGCCCGAGGACGUGGACAAGGAGAUGGUGGACCUGCCGCCGCCAGAGAAGCCCUCCGGCAAGGACCUCAUCGACCUGAAGGGCCGCGACGUGUACAAGGAACUCCGCCUGCGAGGCUACAACUACAGCGGCCUGUUCCGCAGUGUCGUCGACAUCGACAACCUCGGCUCCACCGGCAAGAUCGCCUGGCACAACAACUACGUCGCCUUCAUGGACAACAUGCUGCAGCUGCAGAUCUUGCACGCGGACACCCGCGGCCUGUUCGUGCCCACGUCCCUUCAGAAGCUGGUCAUCGACGCCAAGGCGCACUCCGAGGCCGUGGCGGCCGCCUCGGCCACCCUGGAGGAGGGCAAGACCCCCGAGCUGUUCGCCUACGUGAUCCCCGAGAUCGAAAUGAUCCGCGCUGGCGGCGUGGAGGUGCGCGGCCUCAAGGCUAGCGCCAUCCAGCGGCGCAAGGCCCUGGGCGAGCCCGUGCUCGAGACCUACCAGUUCCUGCCCCACACCACCGCGCCCGCGGACCGCCCGCUGGACCGCAAGACGGCGCUGCGCUUCGCCGUGCACGUCGCCAUGGAGUCCGUGCAGAACAUCAAGCUCAAGACGAUCGAGGUGGUGGACAGCGAGAGCCGCGCGGCCGAGGGCCUGCUCACGCCCAUCAUGGCCGAGAUCCUGGGCGACCUGCCGCUCAUCCAGGCCGAGCUGCAGGUCCUGGCGCCCGCCGACCACCCCCUCAUCCCCGAGGACCUCCCCUCCAACAUCAACGUGGAGGACAAGAAGCUGGCCAGCGAGCAGGGCGCCAUCGUGGUCAUGGCGACCGACGUCAGCAGCCGCACCGAGCUGCUGCAGGCCGCGAUGGCCAGCGUCCUGGAGGGCGGCUUCAUCCUGUCGCGCGAGAAGCCCGGCGCCACCAUCGUGGACGGCAUCGAGGUGUGCGUGGACCAGACCUACCGCGAGGACGACCACGAGGAGCGCCUCGUGCUGCUGCGCAAGAGCGUGCCCCUCAAGGAGGCGCCCAUCGUCAUCAACAUCACCCAGACGCACUUCGACUGGCUGGAGCAGCUCAAGGAGGUCAUGAAGGACGAGAAGAGCACCAAGAAGGUUAUCGUGGUGGCGCAGGGCGAGCCGGAGAACGGCAUCAUCGGCCUGGUCAACUGCAUCCGCAAGGAGCCGCCCACCGGCGACCGCUGCCGCGGCGUGUUCAUCGUGGACAAGAACGCCCCCGCCUUCGCGCUGGACCACCCGCUGUACGCGGCGCAGCUCCGCAAGGACCUGGCCACCAGCGUGCUCAAGGACGGGCUGUGGGGCAGCUACCGCCACCUGCCCAUGCCCCCCAACGCCCUCAUCACCGUGCCCCACGCCUACGUCAACGUGGGCCUGCGCGGUGACCUCAGCACCCUCAAGUGGUUCGAGGGCAGCAUCGACCCGUCCAAGCCCAUCCACCUGAACCCCGACCAGGAGUUCGUGCACGUGUACUACUCGGCGCUCAACUUCCGUGACAUCAUGACGGCCACGGGCAAGCUGGCCACCGAGGUGGCGGCGCACGGCCGCCUCAACCAGGAGUGCGUGCAGGGCCUGGAGUUCGCCGGGCGCACGCGCGAGGGCCGCCGCGUCAUGGGCAUGAUGUCGCGAGGCGCGCUCAGUAACAUGAUCAUCUGCGACAAGACGCUCAUCUGGGACGUCCCCGACGACUGGAGCCUGGAGGACGCCGUCACCAUCCCCGUCGUCUACGGCACGUCGUACUUCGCGCUGCAGCGGGCGGCGCGCAUGCAGAAGGGCGAGACCGUCCUGGUGCACGCGGGCUCGGGCGGCGUCGGCCAGGCCGCCAUCAACAUCGCGCUGCACGCGGGCUGCAUCGUCUACACCACCGUCGGCACGCCCGAGAAGCGCGAGUUCAUCAAGAAGCGCUGGCCCCAGAUCACCGACGCGCACAUCUUCGACUCGCGCUCGUGCUCCUUCGAGCAGGACGUGAUGACGGCCACCAACGGCCGCGGCGUGGACAUGGUGCUCAACUCGCUGGCCGAGGAGAAGCUGCAGGCCUCGGUGCGCUGCCUGGCGCACGGCGGCCGCUUCCUGGAGAUCGGCAAGUUCGAUCUGGCCAACAACAACCCUCUGGGCAUGGAGAUGUUCCUCAAGGAGACCUCCUUCCACGGCAUCAUGUUGGACAACCUGUUCGAGGCCACCCCCGAGGAGAAGCUGGAGGUGCACCAGGUGGUCAAGGACGGCAUGCUGGCCGGCGGCGUGCGCCCGCUCACCCGCGAGGUGUUCCCCCAGGACCGCGUCGAGGAGGCCUUCCGCUUCAUGGCGGCCGGCAAGCACAUCGGCAAGGUGGUGAUCAAGAUCCGCGACGAGGAGGAGCAGCGCCUGGCCAAGCCGCAGCAGUGCCCCAUGCAGGCCGCGCCGCGCUUCUUCUGCCACAAGUCCGCCUCCUACGUGGUGUGCGGCGGCCUGGGCGGCUUCGGCCUGGAGCUGGCCGACUGGCUGGUGCUGCGCGACUGCCGCAAGCUGGUGCUCACCUCCCGCACCGGCAUGCGCACCGGCUACCAGGCCCUGCGCAUCCGCACGUGGCGCUCGUACGGCGUCGAGGUGGUCAUCUCCACGGCGGACAUCACCACGGAGAGCGGCUGCCGCCAGCUGCUGGAGGAGGCCAACAAGCUGGGCCCGGUGCUGGCCAUCUUCAACCUGGCCGUGGUGCUGCGCGACGCCAUGCUGGACAACCAGAACGCGGCCGAGUUCCAGACGUCGCACGGCCCCAAGGCGGACGCGACGCGCCACCUGGACAAGCUGACGCGCACCCUGUGCCCGCAGCUGGAGCACUUCGUGUGCUUCUCGUCGGUGUCGUGCGGCCGCGGUAACGCCGGCCAGACCAACUACGGCAUGGCCAACUCCGUGAUGGAGCGCAUCUGCGAGCGGCGGCGCGCCGAGGGGCUGUGCGGCCUGGCCGUGCAGUGGGGCGCCAUCGGCGAGGUGGGCCUGGUGGCCGAGAUGCAGGAGGAGCACACCGAGCUGGUCAUCGGCGGCACGCUGCAGCAGCGCAUCUCGUCCUGCCUGUACGUCCUCGACAGCUUCCUGCGGCAGCCCUGCGCCGUCGUGGCCUCCAUGGUGGUGGCCGAGAAGCGCGCGGGCUCCGGCGCGGGCGGCAACGUGGUCGACGCCGUCGUCAACAUCCUGGGGCUGCGCGACCUCAAGACCGUCUCGCUGCACUCGACGCUGGCCGAGCUCGGCAUGGACUCGAUGAUGGCCGUGGAGAUCAAGCAGACCCUGGAGCGCGAGUUCGAGGUGUUCCUCACCGCGCAGGACAUCCGGUCCCUCACCUUCGCCAAGCUGCAGGAAAUCGCCAAGGCCACGGCAGAGGAUGGCCCGAAGAAGGAGAAAGUAAUCUCGCCCUCGGAGCUGCGUGAGGAGGCCCUACGCUUCCUCAUGAGGUCCAUCGGCACCGAGGACAUGGCGCAGGAGCCCAUCGUCACGUUGCCGAGCAAGGCGCCCAAGGGGAACGUCGCCCCCAUCUUCCUGGUCCCCGGAAUCGAAGGUAUGGCUGUGAUGCUGAAAUCGCUGUGCGAGAACCUCAAGUCGCCGACGCUGGUGCUGCAGCUCCCCUACAACGACGACAAGAAGACCACCAUUCACGACUUCGCCAGCACCAUCUACAAACACAUCAAGGCCCACCUCGCGCCCGGGGCGCCCUUCAGACUGGUGGGCUACUCGUUCGGCGGCGUGGUCUCGUGCGAGCUGACGCGCAUGCUGGAGCGGGACGGCCACAAGGGCGAGCUGGUGCUGCUGGACGGCGCCCCCGCCGGCAUGCAGGCCAUGACGUCGUCCUGGAUCAGCGAGGACAACAACACCACCGAGCUGGAGAUCGCCGUGCUCAUGGGACUGCUGCUGGAGCUCAAGAUCGUACCCCCACCAAAGCUCCGAGAGGACCUCAUGAAGAUGCCGACGUGGGACGCGAGGCUGGAGCACUUCCUGGCCAUCACGCCCAACACGCCCGGCUACAGCAAGGAGCACAAGAAGAACGCGUGCGUGUCCUUCCUGCACCGCUCCGUGGCCGUCAACAACUACCAGGCCGCGCCGGAGAAGAUCCAGACGACGGUGACCCUGGUCAGGCCGAACGUCAUCACCUUCAAGCACGACGCGGACGACUACGGCCUCUCCGCGAUGUUCCAACAGGAGAAGAUAGCCGUCCACUUCGUCGACGGCGACCACAACUCGAUGCUGGACAACGUGGAGACGGCCAACAUAAUCAACAACGUGUUCGAGGGCGUGUCCGCAGACAGCGGCAAGACGCAGUGACAGUGACGCGAGGGCACGGCGUCGUAGGGAUGAACUUUCCAGAGCCAGUUGGCUCGACCAGUGCGAGUGUGACCAGUGACCAGUCUGCGGUGUCAUUCCCCAAGAAGGAAGAGAGGGCGGCCACGACGGAUCUCAGGGAUCCUGGACGAUUGUACACCAGAGUCAUUAGUCCUGGCAGUUGAAACGCCCAGACCGCGCGCCAUCAAGGACAUCAUGGACCAAAUGCCAGCCGACCCCUCUUCGCUCCUUCGACCCGAAGGAGGCCACUUUCCGUGGGACUGCUGCAGCUGCCAAAUUUCAAAUUCUAACUUCUGUUUUUUUUUUCAAAGUGAAAUAUUAGAUUAGAAAUCACCGAAUCAAAACUUUACACUGUACUCGCAGCUUGUAAAAGAUUUCUUAAAUAAGACUUUCUGCCUGUAACAGAUUGCAGGUCAGCAGACGGGCCUCAAAUUUUAAUUUAUGUGUGCGACUUGUCAAUGGAUUGCAGGCAAGAAUGGCUUGUACUAAUAAAUUAUUUUUAUUUAA